AGAAAAUUACGUUCUCGAACCAGAUUGAAAGUGGGAGAAAACCCCAGACGUUUUUUUUCUCUGCGCUGGCCUUGUGUGGGGAGGUGCUGCAUGUGGAUUUUUUUUAGUGCGCUGGCAUAGUACAGAUUGGAUCCCGGUUCGCCGUGGCGGAUGUAGCUUUUUUUUUGUUGUGGUUUAGUCCAAGUGAUACAAAACUCGAAGGAAUUUGUGAAUUUAUUGGCCCGGCUUUGUUUUGAUGGUGAAGAGAUGAGUCGUUGGUGAUUUUUACAUGAAUAAUCUAUGUAGGUAUUUUGAAAAUACUUGAUCAGGAAUAGCAGUGAUCAACGAGCAACAAUUAUUCGCCAUGGUGAGCGGACGCCCCUUACUGUGUCUAUCGUUGACAAGUUUAGGCAUCAUUAUCGGCUUGGUGUGGUUUCGCCGAAAGAAAUUUAUUGGCUUCGACUCGGGCGGUGAAAAUGCUGCGAAUGGAAAGAUGGAUAUCGUAGAAACUGUCGACAAAAGAACUACCACAGAAGUAGAAAUCCAAGGAACAGACGUUAAACAUACGGAAUCGUUGCCCAUAAAGUCAUCGGUGAACGUGAAAAGUGAAUCCGGCAAAAAUCAAUCAUCCUCAUCGUCCUCAUCGUGCAGUGGAAAGUCUGAUCCCAUUGAUAUCGUGUCCAACACAAGAAGUCCUCCGAAGUUCUCCGAUCAACAGUUAGACGCUGAGUUGUUGAAAUUGAAAAUCGAAGAGUCGGAUAUACGCAACCUUCGUCUGAUUGAAGAGCAGGAUGACUUUUCAAGCUUCGAGUCACCGGCUAACCUACCGGAAACAGUUGAUCGUUUCCAAAGUUUUAACAAGUUCAACAAAUCUUUCGAGCCGCAGAUGGAGCCGGUUGUAGUGAAAGCAAGUAUGACGGCUAAAAUCUCUCCUAAAAAUUCAUUCGCAAGUGAGCUGAUUGUGUCAACAGAGUCACCAGAAUGCAACGGAAAUGUCGAGGCUUCCAGGGCACAAGACAAGGUCAACAACAAUGCCGUACGGGAAGACCCCGUAGCCCGUGAAAGGACUUCUGAAAGUACCGCGAAUAUUGAGGACACCGUCAAUAAUAACGGUUUGAAUGGAACAGUGCCCGUGACUGCUGAAGAACCUCGUUCUCCGGCUGCAAGCCCUCCUCUUAGCGUAUGUAGUAUGCAUUCAGGUGAUUCCGGUAAGGGAUCAAGCCCACCACAGUCAGAGUGUGCCCCAGUCACCAGCUAUGAUUUUCUUCUACCUGUGUACCUGGUGUCCAAACUGCUGGGUCGUAAAGCCAGCUUUGUUCAGUUGAUCAAGUCAAGAACCGGGGCGAAUGUUCUGAUAAAACGGAAUCCUGACACACACAAAAACAAAAUAUGCUCACUGGAGGGAACGCAAGCCGAAAUAGACAAUGCGCUAGCAUUGAUUCGCCGGAAGUUCCCGGAAAAGAGGUUCUCCGCAUUAACGCUGCAACGGGUGCAUGUAAGGCAGACGGAAAAUGUCGUUCCCUUGCCGCUGACCGACACAACAUGCUUUAAUCUACAACUGGUCGAAGGAAUCAACAAUGAUGUGACCGUAUGUUCGAUUGUCAACGGCGGCCACGUGUUCCUGCAGCAACCGCUGCAUCCUUCGUUUCCAUCGUUGAACACGCUGCAGCAGUGUAUGAACAAGAGUUACAACAUGAUUGAGACGCCGCAGCUACCCGAAAUAACGGAGAACGCCAUUUGCGUUGCGGCAGUCCAGGAUAGCUGGUAUCGAGUGCAAACAGUUUCACACGACGCAGAAAACCAGUGCUGUUUAGUCAAAUAUUUAGAUUACGGAGGCUACGCUAGCGUACCAGUUACUAACUUAAGGCAAAUCAGAACGGAUCUUAUGGGAGUGCCGUUCCAGUCCAUCGAAUGUGUGCUGUCUAAUGUUAAACCUAAUGGUGAUUCUGGAUGGUCUCCCGAAGCAUCAGAAGCUUUGUACAGCUUAACAAAAGGGUUAAUUCUUCAGGCUCAGGUGGCAGGUUACACCGCAGAAGGAUUACCAGAAGUCUACUUAUUCGCUUCAUUAGCUAGAGAUAACGUAAUAUUUAUCAAUCAAGAGUUGGCCGCCCGCCAGCUCGCAGUGUGGGAGGAAUAGAUAGAGACGCACUGUGUUCUUCGAUAGAAACCUCAAUGGCUGAUUAUUGAAUAAGUAGUAAACAAUGAAUGAAUUGUAUGAAUAAUACUAGGAAAAAAAAAACCUUGCUGAAAUAUUUUCACACCCUGUCCAACGGAAAGCGGAAAAGUUUUGAGACAAAUUGAUUACAGAACAACAAGAGCAUAAACCGUUGAAAUGCUACUAAUUAUAGAGUUACGUAUUUAGUGCUCCUGAGUGGAAUAAUCCAGCACUCUCAUCAAGGUAUGAUCAGUUUGAUGAAUCUGCAUCAUGAGAAAAAAAGGUUAUUAAAUGUAUAGAGCUAUGCACACAACAUAGGCAGAACAUACACAGAGCAAUCUUAUUAUAGCAAGAAAUCUAGGAAGAAAACUGAGUUUCAAACUAGCAUAUAGGUUUUAAGAGAACAUGUACUGAUUUGUUAGGAUUACAUCAUACGAGAAAUCUUAAUUUUACGUUUUCAUUGAUUAUCCUUUUGUAGUAAUCAAAACUAUAUAUGCAGGUUCGAACUAGCGGAAACUGAAAUUUCUUUUUAGCGGUUUGAAGUUAUGUAGAAUAAUUGAUUUCUUACUUUUCGACAUGUUAUGUGAACUCAGGCAAUAAGGUUUUAUAUAUCGUCAAUACUCGUCAUCAUCGAUAGGCACACAUAAAACAAACGGACAUGUUCAGGCGUUCUUUCCGCUCUUUCAAUACGGCGUUCGUUUUAUUGUUAUAUUCUUUUAUUUUGGGGAUUACAAUAAAAAUGUGUAUGUAAAUAGACAACUAUUUCUAUAUUUAGGAUCCUAGGAAUGUUCUUCAAAAGCGCAAUAAAAUAUAAAUAGAAAUUGCAACAACAAAAAAAUAGAAAUGUGCAGAAGACCCACUGGCAAAAACAAUCAUUUCAAGUAAAACCAUUUUAAAUUCGUUUUGUUGUAUCAUAAUUUACAGUUUAAACCGUAAAGUUAAGAUAUUCCUGUGAUUAUUAUAUACAAAGAAAGAAUAAAAAUGUUGGGAAACGUUUUUCUUGAGUAAUAGCUUUUAGGAAACAAUAUGGAAUGAAUCAACACAUCGAAAUUGAAUUUUACCUUGUCAGAAUAUAAAGACUCACGCGUUGCAAAUUUUUACAUCGUAAUUAUUUCCCCCAGAGCUCAGCAAACAAGUCGAAUUGGGUAUUAGUGGUUAGAUGCCGGUUUUCAAGUUUGGUACUGGAUUUAAGUGCAUCUACAUCAAAUGCAGGAAACACAUCAUGGAUUUUUAUUUUCAUUCGGACUAUUCAGAUUUCCAUUUGCUACUUAGCAAUUUUAAAAUGUACAUACGUAGACUCUGGUCUGACUAAAUUGUCUUCUGCAUUUAGAUUGAAACUUCCUUGCUGUGAAACAUUCUGUUUUUGUUAGGAAUGCUUUCCUCUACCAUACAUAUAUUAUCCUGUUAUGGAAGUUUUCUGAAUUUCCAACGCCACGAAGAUGACGCACAUAUUCCGUUACAUGGCGACUUUCAGUCGAAAGCGUGAUAAGAAAUUUCCAAAUUGAAACGCCACAGGCUGAGAACUAUUAACUGAGAUUUUUUGAAAUAUUCUUGUCAGAUAUCUUAUAUUAGAGUUCUUCCUUGGUAUAUAUUUAAUGCAGUUUGAACAAAUUCUUUGGGACAAGGUUUCCAGGUUGCACAACAACAUAUCGGUAAGUUAUCGGUAACGGGUUAUGUUUGCGAAAGUGUAGAAAUUUGCAGCGCUUAAUGGGUAACACUACAUUGGAGAACUGGCUAAAUUCUCAAACCAGAUAUGUGCGUUGUCCACCCUUGCUACCAUAGAACGAAGUCGAAAGAAGAUGGUCUAAUGCUAAUGACUAUUUCGUAUUUCAUCAUUCAGUUUCUCAUCACUAGAAAACAUAAAAAAAUAGUAAGAUAAAAUUGGAUGCAACUAAAAUUGAAAGUUACUAAACUGUACAAUUUUUAAACGUUUCGGAUGUAAGUCAUGAGUAGCAUGUUUUAAAACUUCCAAUAACAUCAGUGUCAUACGGUUCCGCAGUGAGCAGCGACAAGGGCGUAUGUGAUCAAUCCAGUUCUGACCUACAAAUGAAUUCCUGAUUGAUUUUGUUGAAGGUAAUAAAUUGCCAAUAAACUACUCAUUUAAAAAUUCACACACAAGCACUUUCUAAAAAUUGAAGAC
Armigeres subalbatus is the source of this 4274-nucleotide messenger RNA. RefSeq names its product A-kinase anchor protein 1, mitochondrial (gene spoon). Bases 344 to 2116 code for a protein of 590 amino acids. Gene Ontology annotation, molecular function: RNA binding. Lineage: Eukaryota; Metazoa; Arthropoda; Insecta; Diptera; Culicidae. The record is from RefSeq and is a predicted model, not a curated record. The transcript is spliced from 5 exons.